AACGGUUGUUUGACGUUGCUAACGGUAUACGAGGGUUUUAGACUGGGAAGUUUACCUAUCGAGUGGUUCUCUCUCUAUAUUCAAGUGAUUCUGUGUACUAAGUUCUAAGAGUUGGUCCAAGAUGCCGAAGAAAGGGAAGAAGGGAAAGAAGGGAGGAAAGAAGGGCAAGAAGGGGGGAAAGAAAUCGAAAAAACAGGAGUCAGUUAUGGCCAUAGCAGCGGCAAAUUCUAAAGUUUGGGAAGCAAGACUGGAGAUUGCUGAAGCAUCAAGAAAUGAAUAUCGAGUAAACGCCCAUCGGUUGGUCCAGGAGAAUGACGCUCUGUCCACACAGAUGGUACAAACGGAGAAGGAUACCAUUGACGUCAUUACGUACCUCAGACAACAAGAACAAGAAAAGGAUGUCGCCCUGGAAAAUGAAAAACAACAAAAUAGAGAACUGAAAAAACAGCACCGUCAAGAAAAGGAAAUUUUGGUCGAUGACUUCACGAAGCAGAUCAGCGAAUUAGAGGACAAACUCGGAGAGAAAAUGCGGGAAAUCGACCUCAUCCAAGGGGAGCUAAAAACCGUGAAAGAAUUCCGUCGAAAGCGCGCGCAAAUGCAGAAAGAUCUGGAUGACAUCAAAGAAGCCAUGCACAACGCCAACAGAACACAUAAAGAAAAUGUCGGUCGAAUGGAGCAGAAGUUCUUUGAAGAGAAGAUGCGACUCCAACAGGAAGCAAACAAGAAAAUUGCUGAGCUGGCUGAAAAGGCGCAUUCGGAAGCCAUCUCUAACUUAGAUGAAACAACCAAAAAUGUUUACAAGGAAAAUGUUCGUCUGUCCGAGGCGCUGAAUUUUCACAUGAAGGAAAGCGACUUGCUAAAAAAGGAGCGAACUGAACUUCUCACCGAAAACGAAAAACUGAAAGGUGACAAAGAAAUCAACGAUAUUAUGGUCCAGGACAAAAUUGUGCAGUCGAAGCAUCAGAAGGAAAAACUUAAAGAAUAUGAGGAGAAAAUCGAAACCCUGGAAAAAUCACUGAGUCACGUGGUGCGCGAAUUCGAAUCGGAGAAAAGUAAACUUCAGGACGACUUGGAAACGCAGACGGCGGCCGCUAAAAUCGAACUCACUAAGCUCCAACGGGUCCUUGAGAUGAAAUCACGCGAGAUGUCGAGGGUGAAGAAAUUAGCCAAGACGAUCCUGGAUCAGAGAACACAGCUGGAGAGGUUCUUCUUGGACUCCCUAGAAGAAGUAAAAAUAGAAAUCGCUGCUAAUCAGACACAAUAUAGACGCGAUGCGCAGGCGGCUUACCAACACAAGAUGUUCAAUGCUGUUUCCGGUAAAGGAGAUUACCCCAAAGUACGAACAUUUACGAAAUGUGAUUCUAGCACGAACAGUGUUUUUAAAGAUUUGGAAGCCGCCCAGCUUCUACACGACGUCAGCAGCAAGGUAGAUAUUAGCGAACUGACGUGGGAACAGCGGGAACGCGUGUUGAGAUAUCUAUUUGCUAAGAUGAAUUUCAGUUCCAGUUUACAAAUUACCAAAGUUUCUUCCGCUCCAAUCCUCCGAGAGAGUCGACCUUUGAGUAUAACUCAAGGAGACGAAGGUGUUCCGGAUGACACAACGUUCUUAACACAAGUUAAAGUGGAAAUACCUCACGAACUAAACAAACAUCCGGUCAUACCAAGCAUUGGUCAAACGUCAUCCAACACGGCACUAGAAACCCAGUAAAGUAUUAUUUAUUUCUCCAAAGACACUUCUGUGUGGAAUCCAUUGCCAGGAACCCCGACAGCAUAAAUCUGUAUUGUGUGAAUUUUUUAUUUAGUGCGUAUGGGGGUCUUUAGCAGUUGAAGGAAACCGGAGGAAAACAAGAUGUUGGACAGACGGCCCUAUUCCUCCUUAGUAAUGAUCAUUUAAAACAGUUCGUUUCUUUGGUUUCAAUCUUCAUUUCAGACAUGCAUAUUGUUUUAUAUCUGAACUUUUCGUGUCGAUUGAUGUGGAAUUUGGAUUUAGUGUAUACGAAACUGCGUCUUAAAAAGAAUCGUGGUGAUUACGAUCUUCAUUUCAGUACAGUACAUGCCAUUUCAGACUUGUACGCCAUUUUAUCUCUGAAGCUCUUGUUUCGAUUAAUCUUGUUUAUAAAACCCUGAUAACAAAAAAAGAAAUAUUGUGUGCUGAGUUGAAUAAAUAUGUAAAUUAAAGACUCGAUGCGUCAUUUUAGACCGAAAGGAAUAGAUGCAAACUACAAUAUCGUGAAAAGGGGUUGGGUGGCCGAAUGGUUAAAGCGUGUGCGUUGGAUCAGAAGGUCAGCCAGUGAGUCAAAUGAUGUGGAUUCAUUUCCCCGCUUGUACGUGACAAGGAGUCGGGGCGCCUGUCCAACCUCAUGUGUUUUAAGCUGGUCCUCAGGUUUUCCCCCAUUGCUAAAGACCCCUACGCGCAAGCGAAUUAUUGGAAUAAAAUUGAACCAUAUAAUAGUCCCAAAAUGACCUAGUUUGUGUCGAGUGUACGUUAAACCCCAUAUCUCUCUCUUUUUACUGAUAAGCCUAUUCUAAAUCCGAUUGAAUCCAAGCCCGGAUAUUAUCUAGUGUUGAUAUUAUGAUUUCCUAAUUAAAUAUUAAACAAUCAAUUUUACUACAUGUUAAUAUAAUUUUAGCGAAAAAUACAAAUGACGCACCGUGGCUUUAAAUAAUAAUAAGAAACAACUCUGUAGAUAUUAAUUUGUAAACAAAGUAAUUCUAACCUAGAUUGGAACAUUCAUUGCCAUGUUUAUUCCUAAGGGGAAAUAACUCUGCUGUUGUCUCGGGCACAUUAAACGUAUUUUAAAAAUAAAAUAUUGAAGACUGUGAUAUUGAAUAAAAUAAUGGAUAUUGUUUGUUGAAUUAUGGUGAUGAUUUAAUCAUAUAAAAUUAUAUUUUGUAUUAUUGUUAAAAGUAUCAACUGAAAAUUAAAUGUAUAUUGACUGUGAUAUGAAAAGAAA
Molecule: messenger RNA, 2954 nt
Organism: Patella vulgata (common limpet)
Lineage: Eukaryota; Metazoa; Mollusca; Gastropoda; Patellidae
Product: basal body-orientation factor 1
Exons: 2
Coding region: 122-1708 (528 amino acids)
Source: RefSeq, a predicted model, not a curated record